Leptinotarsa decemlineata (Colorado potato beetle) is the source of this 926-nucleotide messenger RNA. Its product is annotated as putative nuclease HARBI1. Lineage: Eukaryota; Metazoa; Arthropoda; Insecta; Coleoptera; Chrysomelidae. The record is from RefSeq and is a predicted model, not a curated record.
AUAACCUGCAAAAAUUGUUAUAAAGUUAAUUGUAUUUUUGUUAUUUGACUUUGAACAUUCAAUAAAAUAUGAGUGAAAAAGGAUAUAGCGAGGUGAGUGACAUAUCGUCAAUGACAAGUAGCGAUGACGAUGAUGUAGAACUGAUGUUAGAUCUACACGAGCAGAGAAUUAAAAACAAAAAUUAUUUAGAAGAAAUAGUGCCACAGUAUUCCGAGGAAGUGUUUUUUGAACAUUUUAGACUGACAAGGCAAACUGCUGGCCAAUUGGGCGAAAGGUUUGAAAUGAGCCCGAAUUUUAAUAGUCAAGUGGGACAAUAUAGGAACAUACUAGCUUUGCAACAAGUUCUCAUUUAUUUAUGGUACAUAGGGCACCAGACUUCCAGUUUUCGAGACGUUGCUGAUAGAUUUGGUGUGACAAUAAGUUCUAUACAUAGAAUUAUUCAUAGAAUCACUAUGUUUUUGAGUAAUCUCUCUCCAGAAAUAAUAAAAUGGCCAAACGAAAAUGAAAAACAAAUUAUUAAAGAGCACUUCUUCGCAAAUGGAUUUCCAAAUGUAAUUGGAGCCAUUGAUGGCACUCACAUUAAAGUGGAUAAACCAGAAAAUGAUCCAGACUCCUACAUCAAUAGGAAAGGAUACUAUUCUAUACAGAUGCAAGCUGUUUGUGAUCAUCGAAGGAAAAUAAUAGAUGUUUUCAUUGGAUACCCUGGUUCGGUGCAUGAUAGCAGAGUAUUCAGAAACUCUCCAUUGAAAAACAGACUGGAAGAGAAAUGUGGCAGAUAUUAUCUUUUGGGAGAUAGUGGUUAUCCUCUGCUUCCUAAUUUAUUAACCCCUUAUAAAGAUAGGGGCAACUUAACUAGACGACAGCAAAAUUAUAAUUUAAAGUUAUCAAAAAAUCGAUAUGUCAUAGAACAUAAAAAGGGAAAAUGA